CCAGGUGAUGUGGAGAUCUGUGUGCAUGUGAGCUCAGGAGCGUCGGGGCACAACGGGGACUGCCGUCCGCAAGAGCCUCUUCAAGAUGGGUUUCCCAGAUUUCUCUGAACCAAACCCGGCCUGGCCCAGCAUCGCCACAGAGACCAGCCUGGACCCCCAGAACGGGGAGACUGGGGGUGAGAAAUUGGCUGAUGGAGGAUUCACUGGAGGGGUGUGGAGGACGUGAGGGGCACGGAGGCCGUGAGGGGCACGAAGAGCAGGACCCAGCCCCGACCGGGCACCAUCCCCGGUAGGGCACCAGCCCCGGGCAGGCCCCGGCUGGGCCGCGGGGCAGCCAGGCCGCGUUGCCAUGGCGACGGCUCCUCCUCCUUCCCGACGUGCCCCGCGCCCGCACGUGACGUCACACCCGGAAGUGUUGCCAUGGCGGCGGGCGCGCUCUGGGGGCUCGUGGCCGCGCUGGAGACGCACCGGGGCCGCGACCGGGCGCUCCGGGCGCUGUCCUACGGCUGCCAGCUGGCGGGGGCAGCGCUGCCCGGCCCCGCGGGGCUGCCCGGGGGGCUGCUGGCCGCCUCCGCCCAGCUCAGCUCCUGCCGCACCGCCCUGCGCCUCUUCGACGACCUGGCCAUGCUCCGGCACAGCUGCAGCUACGGGCUGGGCCCCGAGAUCCCUGAGGAUUUUGUUCCAGUUAAGAAGAGAACUGAGCCAGCACAAGUGCAGCACUUCACCUCAGAGGCAGCAGCAGCUGAGAGCCCAGGUGAAGGCUGAGCUUCUGAGCAUCCUCAUGGACACAGCAGAUCUCUCCAAUGCAAUCCACUGGCUGCCCCCAGGAUUCCUCUGGGCAGGAAGGUUCCCUCCGUGGUUAGUAGGACUCCUGGGGACCAUCUCCUCCCUGAUUGGAAUCUACCAGGCAUCAAGAGGAGCAAAUUCUGAAGCUGCUUAAGCCAGAACUGAGCUUCACAAGCCCAGUUUACACAUGGUAAAAGUGCCUUCAGUGAGGCAGGGUUGGUGAUUUCCUGGGUUGAUGAUUGUCCUUCCAGAGACCCCACAAUCAGGACUGGAAUCCAGGUUCCUAUUGCAGAAGGGAUUGUUUGCAGCUGAUAAUUUUUAUCGCUCUUAAUCAGAGAAAUAAUUCAGGUGAAUCCUCUGAAAAUCAAGGAUCUCUUGCAGUGGGUAAAACUGAGGGGGAAAGAGUUGCUUCCAUCUGUCCCAAAAGGUAAAUGCAACCUGCCAGUGCUUUCUGCCACUUACAGGAGCACAGUGGCCACGGUUCUGUCACAGAGAACUGGUGAGGGAUGAAUCCUGGGAGCUCACACAGGAUGGGACCCCUGUCCUGGGAGUCUCCGGGUGUUUGGGCUCAGACAGGAGCCAGCAGGGCUGUUGUUUGGUGUUGUUUGUGACCGUUGUGUUUCCUCAGAGGUGAGAAAGGCAGGAAAUUGCCGCUGGACCUUCCUAGCCUGCCUUGCCCGUUUAAGGAGGAAUGCUGGAAGUGGAGGCUUCCCCCAGAGCUGUGCCUUUGUGGAGUGCCACCGGGUGGAGCUCUUCCACCAGGCUCUGGCAGCCACUGACCUUUUUUUUAUUUAAAAAAAAAAAAAAGGCAGGAAAUUUAUUAAUCGCCUUUCAAAGGAGCAAUCAAACCAUGCCGAGGUGGGGUUUGCAGUUACAGUUCUGGGCGUUGCCAAUAAUAAACGACACAAACGCUUCA
Molecule: messenger RNA, 1702 nt
Organism: Passer montanus (Eurasian tree sparrow)
Lineage: Eukaryota; Metazoa; Chordata; Aves; Passeriformes; Passeridae
Gene: PEX11G
Product: peroxisomal biogenesis factor 11 gamma
Exons: 4
Coding region: 350-940 (196 amino acids)
Biological process (GO): peroxisome fission
Cellular component (GO): peroxisomal membrane
Source: RefSeq, a predicted model, not a curated record